ACCCUCCCUCUGUAUCUAAUUUCUUUUAUGCAGAUUUAACGAUUUUUAAAAAAGAAUUAUUUUGUAUAUUCUUUGGCUCGCUAUGUAAAAUAUCAGAGUCUAAUGAGAAAAUUCAUUUUCUUUAUUGAUUGAAUCGAAUCGUAACUAAAUUUUGUGUUUUUAGUACGAUCAGAAGCUACCAUAAUCAGAUUUUGUGUGCAGAAAUUAUUAUCGAGUUUGAUUCUUGUUUGUUUCGAUUUGAAUUUAAUUUUAAAAUUGAGUGUUCUGCGGAUAGGAAUUUUUAGUGUCGCGGAUCGUUUUUCUUUUCUUUAUGGGAUAUGGUAAAGGACUUUAAAAUAUCGAUUCUUGCAGGAUUUUUUUAAGUAAUUAUUUGAAACUUGAAAGCCUCGUGUUGGACAUAAAUUCUAGCGAAUUCCGAAGCAUUUGGUGAAACUAGUGACUAAAUGAAUAACGGGAAAGUUAACAUUCUGUAGUUUAACCUUAUUCAUGAGCUAAUCUUGUAUUCUCAUUUAUAGCCCAAUUAUAGCAUUUGAGCAUUUUGAAUUCCUUAUAAUCUUUGUAAUCCAGGAAAGUCUGAUAUACCAACUUGUUAUCUUCCAGGGUCUAUUGAGUUAAGCAGUUGUAUAGCUAUUAAACGGUUCAUCCGGUUUCCAUUAGGGCUGCCAUGGAUCAGAAAAUGAAUGUUUAUGUUUGGGACAUGGAUGAGACUCUCAUAUUGCUCAAGUCUUUACUGAAUGGGACAUAUGCUGGGGCCUUUAAUGGUUUAAAGAGUGUUCAGAAUGGUAUAGAGAUAGGCAAGAUGUGGGAGAAUCAUAUUCUUCAAGUGUGUGAUUCCUAUUUCUUUUACGAGCAAAUUGAAAAUUUCAAUCAACCUUAUCUAGAUAUCUUGAGCCACUAUGAUGAUGGUCAGGACCUCUCUGAUUAUAACUUCAACCAGGAUGGCUUCGGUCCCUUAUUAGAUGCCAGCAACAAACAAAAAUUAGCGUAUCGUCACCGUGUUAUAGCUCAAAAGUACAAACAGGGCUUGUAUAGUUUUCUCAAUCAAGAUAUGAUAAAACUCUGGGAUGAUCUCUAUGCUUUAUCCGAUAAUUUUACAGACAGAUGGCUCUCUUCAGCACGAGCCUGCUUGGAACAGUGUGUGAUUCGUAAAAGAGAUAUGACCCCCUGUUUGGAUUCAGCUGAUGCCAAUUCUCAUCAGCAUGUGAAUGUCUUGGUUACAUCUGGACCUUUGAUACCCAGCUUGGUCAAAUGCUUAUUGUAUCGACUUGGUGAUCUGAUUACUUGUGAUAAUGAACUUUUCAGUCUACAGCUCAUGGGAUGUGGGGAAGCUCCAGUGCUUUUCAUGGAUCCGGGAGCGUUUCGAUGGGCCAAAUGUCCAAUUUUGUGUAAUAGGGGAUGGUUCCGAGGAAUGUGAAGCAGCAGAAUUCAUGAGAUGGCCUUUUGUUAAAAUUGAUCCACAGCCGACCAGUAUUCAUCGGUUUCCAGGUCUUACACCAAGAGAUUUAAGCCACUAUUUGUCUGUGGUGUAUGGAGAUACUAAUGAAGAAAACGAGAAAACCGCAUAAAAUGGAAGCUCGUAUAAACUGCAGCUCGCUGAACAAAAUCUAGUCGAAAAGAUUCAAUUCCCAGGUUCAUGGAUAGGACAUUUGGCUUUUACUUAAUGGAGAAAAUGACAAUGCUUGAUAGUUGUAAUUUAUUGUAUUGGACCUCUUUUGAUUUUUCUUAAAAUGUAUGCGUGUAUCCUUGUAGAAGAGGGUUGUUAGAAAAUUGCUUCCUCUAAAAACUACCAAAGCACUUUUAACAAAAUUAGUCAAAGCCCUUUUGGCUUUUCAAAAGCA
Messenger RNA from Olea europaea var. sylvestris, 1838 nucleotides. RefSeq names its product eyes absent homolog 2. The record is from RefSeq and is a predicted model, not a curated record. The transcript has 5 exons. Gene Ontology annotation, molecular function: protein tyrosine phosphatase activity. The coding region runs from base 665 to 1414 and encodes 249 amino acids. Gene Ontology annotation, cellular component: nucleus. Lineage: Eukaryota; Viridiplantae; Streptophyta; Magnoliopsida; Lamiales; Oleaceae. Gene Ontology annotation, biological process: positive regulation of DNA repair; cell differentiation; multicellular organism development.